Messenger RNA from Magallana angulata, 2762 nucleotides. Its product is annotated as vacuolar protein sorting-associated protein 51 homolog. Gene Ontology annotation, cellular component: GARP complex; EARP complex; membrane. The record is from RefSeq and is a predicted model, not a curated record. Gene Ontology annotation, biological process: lysosomal transport; Golgi organization; retrograde transport, endosome to Golgi. Lineage: Eukaryota; Metazoa; Mollusca; Bivalvia; Ostreida; Ostreidae. The coding region runs from base 53 to 2473 and encodes 806 amino acids. The transcript is spliced from 19 exons.
AUAUAUCUUUCUUCCAGAAAAUCGAUUUAACCAAGUGAUAUAAGCGAUCAAAAUGGCGGAUGGGGAGGAUGGAGAAACCAGAAAGAAGCGUCAUGGUAUGCUUAAGGUGUACUAUGGCAUGGAGGAAGAAACUCCCGGAUCCCCCACCAUUGAUCCCUGUGAUAUCAAUGGGGCUCACUUUGACCCUGAAAUGUUUUUAUCGAAGCUAAUCAAGGAAAAGUCACUGACAGAGUUGAUGGAUGAGGAGGCAAAAACAGUCACUCAGAUCCGAGCACUUGACAGUGACAUGCAGACUCUGGUUUACGAAAAUUAUAAUAAAUUCAUCAGUGCAACAGACACCAUCAGAAAAAUGAAAAAUGACUUUAAGAAAAUGGAGGAUGAGAUGGAUCAUUUGGCCACCAACAUGUCAACCAUUACAGAGUUCAGUGGAAACAUCAGCAGCACACUACAAGAUAGGAGGCAGGAGAUCACCAAGCUGUCGGGAGUUCACUCCCUUCUUAAGAGACUACAAUUCCUGUUUGAAUUACCUAAGAGGUUGAACAAGUGCAUUGAGAUGAAUGCAUACAGCCAAGCUGUCAGGUACUAUAGCAAAGCUAAGAGGAUUCUGCAGCGGUACCAGCACAUGACCAGCUUCCAAGGCAUCAGCCAGGACUGCAACCAGAUCAUACAAAACCUCUGUCAGAUCCUCAGGCAGCAGUUCAAGGAGAAGGAGUCAACACCCAAGCAGCUGGCAGAGUGUGUGGACCUGCUGCUACAGCUGAAUGAGCCGGCAGAGGAGCUGUGUGAGGAGUUCCUCUCACAUGCUCGGCAGAAGAUAGAGGAAGAUCUGUCCAUACUGGACCGGCAGAUUCGGCUGCAGAUGGGGGAGGACAUCAAAGAUGAAGCGGAGUCCCUGGCAGAGGCAUACCUGGCCACUCCUAUGGAUGUGUUAGAGUUUGUGGACUGUGGCUGUAAUGGUUUUCUGAGUAACAUCUGUCUAGUGAUAGCUUCCUACAAUGACAUGUUCCUGAGCAGACUACAAGAUGAUGAAAAUUUAGAUGCUAUAGCAUUAAAGAAGUUAGUGAACUUUGUGAAUGAUCUCAUGGAGAGAUAUUUUUCAUAUGUCCAGAAACGCAUUCAACUUGAGCGUGAAACAGGGGACAACACUAUUCUUGUAAGGUCUUUGGACAGAUUCCAUCGGAGAUUACAAGCCAUGAAUAAACUUCUCCCAGACACAGAUUUCUCAAGGGCGGGGACAGACAUUGUUUCUAAAGCUGCCAGGGACAGAGUAGGACAUUAUCUACAAGCUCUAAAGCAACAUUUUUCUGAUUGCAUGACAGAUGUGAGACAGAGUCUAGCUGCCCCGAAGACUGCUGGGAAGGAGGGUAGUGCCAGUCUCAAUGAACUCCUUAGCAAUAUGCAGUCCUCCAUUCUGGAACAAAUCAAAUCAGUGCUGGGAAAUUUGCAGGCUUUCACUGCCUCGGACAUUACCUUCGCCUCCAAGCCUUACUUCAGCGGACCGUUCUGUACACAGGAUGUUAGGGAGGGGCUGGUGGUUGCCUUCCUAAAGCACAUCAAUACUGUGUGUGAUGAGUUCUGUGAGGGGAGUGGAGACAAGAGUUCAAUUCCACCGACCUUGCUGUUGAUUUUGUCGCGCUUGUGUCUGGAUUUUGAGGGCUCCACCAUAUCUUACCUGGUGACUCUGACAGAGGAACAGUUCAUGGUAGAGGAGAGGAGCAGGGUGACCCCGAUCAGUGACCUGACCAGCCACUCCAAGGACACCGCCCAAAAACUCCUGAAUCACUACGUCAAAGUGCAGGGCCUCUCUAUAUCACAGAUGUUGCGUAAAAGUGUAGAAACAAGAGACUGGCUGAACACAAUCGAGCCGAGGAAUGUGAGGGCUGUGAUGAAACGAGUGAUUGAGGACAUAAGCGCUAUAGACACACAAGUAGGACAGCUGUAUGAGGAGGGGACGAGGAAGGAGCGCAGCAGUGACUCCAGCCGGCGCACCCACCCCCAGAGUUACAGCAUGUCCACCGCCCAAAGAAAGGGACAGUGGAACAUUGCUCCAAGUAUCACUGACAACAGUUUGAUGAGCAAUAUACAGAAGCUGUUUUCAGAGAAGAUAGAGAUCUUCAGUGCUGUGGAUUUCUCCAAGGUCUCUGUCCUGACUGGAAUCAUUAAGAUCAGUUUGAAGACAUUCCUUGAGUGUGUGAGGCUGCGUACGUUUGGUCGCUAUGGGUUACAACAGAUCCAAGUGGACACACACUAUCUUCAGCUGUAUUUGUGGAGAUUUGUCACCGAUGAAAAUUUGGUUCAAGUCCUACUGGAGGAAAUAGUGUGUAGCACAGUUCACAGGUGUCUGGACCCUUCCAUGAUGGAACCAAGUGUAUGUACAAUAGAAAUUGGCUUACUUUCUCAAACUGUCAUUUAUGCAAUUAGUUUCAAUGAUUACUUAGACUGCAGUUUUAGAAGAUCACAUAAUUUAAAUUAAGAUAAUAUGGUACAUACAUUCAUGGGAAUGAAUUAAUACAUGUAUACAUUCAUGUAUUGUACAUUGGAGAUGAUUUUUGCCCAAUACCUUUAAAAACAUAAACAUGUAUUUUUGUGUCAUCAAUGUACCACCAUGAGAUUUAAUAGUCUUCCUUUACUGAUCGAAAAACUUAAUCAUUUCUAUUUCUUAGAUACCGGUACUGACUUUCAAAUUCAUUGAAAUGAUGAAAUAAAGUUGAUAACUUGAUUGUCAUUAAAACAAAUUAAUAUUUCAGAUUUUAUCUUCAAGA